Marasmius oreades (fairy-ring Marasmius) is the source of this 1524-nucleotide messenger RNA. RefSeq lists its product as uncharacterized. Bases 1 to 1524 code for a protein of 507 amino acids. The transcript has a single exon. The record is from RefSeq and is a predicted model, not a curated record. NCBI's taxonomy places the organism in Eukaryota, Fungi, Basidiomycota, Agaricomycetes, Agaricales, Marasmiaceae.
AUGCCACCGCCAAACUUGCCACCAGAACUAUGGAUGAAAAUCUUCACCCAAUCAGUUACCAGCAGCUUUCAAGAUACCCUUCGCAGCAGUUUUGCAGUCUGGGAAUUCUCUCCAGGGUCUUUCCAGUGGAGUUCCUCGCCAUGGGAGAUAUCCCGUGUCUGCAGGAACUGGCGUAAUAUCAUCAGCGCCAUGCCGGAGCUGUGGUCCUCGAUUGAAAUAUCCUCCUUUGCUCCAGGCCCGAAUAUCGUCCCUUUCCUUGAUUUAUACUUAAAACGUUCACGAGGACGAGGCCUCGACGUUGUCAUCAUGACCGAUGACAGUAAUAAUCGUUCGGACCACAAAGACCAGCACUUUCUUGAAGCCGCCUCGUUCUUGAUGCAACACAAGGCUCGAUUUCAGAAACUCGUGAUGGUGAUAAGAUUUGACGAUUUUCCUUGGGGCGAUUACUCCCUUGAACAUCCGGUCUUUCCGAUCCUCGAAAGUGUCUGCCUUGGUGGAGAUGGAGAACUUUUUCCAGCUCCGCGUCAGUUUUGGGAGGGCAUCAGGACGGCCCCUAAACUUCACAAUGUCACUCUGUCAUAUUCACUUGUGUUAUCAACCGACAACUUCCUUCAUAUACUUGCCAAUUCGCAGGUCGAAUUGUUGGAGAUACACAAUAUUUUCAGUCUUGAAGACGGUUUUCAUAGUUUCAGACGGCUUUUCCCUACGCUCAACAAGAUUGAAACCUUGAAGAUUUGCGAUUGCACGGAUGCGGCCAUGGAAGCUCCAUUCUCACCCCGACUGAGAAACCAAGCCCUUCGUGCACUCUCCAUCGAGCAGAACGAUAGGCCCCAUGAAUAUCUAUCAUCCCUCGAAUUACCUUCGCUUGAGACACUUCUGUUAUCAUGCAUACACCUGGACUCAAUCUUCAAAGCACCUCCACUCCACUGGGUUUCUGACCUCUUCAGAAUCCUUCAACGAUUCCCCUCCCUCCAGCGUCUUUCCUUUCACUUCAACAUCGAGGAUGAAAUUCGACGGCAAUCCAAUCCGGCCAGACUCGUAGAACUCCUACAAUUCCUCCCGAAUCUCACCGCCCUUGACGCUCGCAUAACAGGCGGAGGUGGUAGCUGCAGCACCAAUCUCCUCCUCGCGCUGGUUUCAAGAUCGGGUCUCGGUCGGAGGCUCAAAAGUCUCCGUUUGAAUGAGGCCGAUUGCCACCUUGACUCGGAUCUCAUCCUUCGUCACAUCAUGGCGCUAGAAACUAGGGUCGCCAAGUCGAAAGACCCAAGGGAUGGAAAUGCAAUAGCUCAGUUAAGCGACGUGCGGUUACUGUUCGGUUUCAGACCGCAGCGUCGGUCAGCUGAAAUGACCGAGUUUGAAUCCCUUGACAGAAAAAUGCAGCUACUUGAACUUGUUGGGACAAAAUGUGCUCUCUUCCGAUGUUUUGAGAAGGACUUCGAAUCGAGUUCGUUUUUUGUAAUGGGAUCCAAGUCUCUGGAAGAUCCAGCUGUACACGCGUUCGAUAGGCUACAUGUAUCCAUUUGA